Messenger RNA from Bombina bombina (fire-bellied toad), 1519 nucleotides. RefSeq names its product alcohol dehydrogenase 1. Lineage: Eukaryota; Metazoa; Chordata; Amphibia; Anura; Bombinatoridae. Bases 148 to 1302 code for a protein of 384 amino acids. Gene Ontology annotation, molecular function: zinc ion binding; all-trans-retinol dehydrogenase (NAD+) activity. Gene Ontology annotation, cellular component: cytosol. Gene Ontology annotation, biological process: retinol metabolic process; retinoic acid metabolic process. The record is from RefSeq and is a predicted model, not a curated record. The transcript has 9 exons.
AUGAGCUGAUGUGCUGAGCAUCAUGGGACAGAGGGUUAUGACCUAACCAGGAAGCUCUGUCCUGCUGACUACUAGAUUGUACUGAUUACAAUUACAGGUGUGCAGGGGAUACUACAGCAGCGCUGAGGAGGGAUCUUCUGUGUUUUAAUGCAGGGAGCAAAUACUGCAAAUAUGGACACUGCAGGCAAAAUCAUAAAGUGCAAGGCAGCAGUAGCAUGGGAAGUUGGUAAACCUCUCAUGAUAGAGGAGGUGGAAGUUGAACCACCAAAAGCACAUGAAGUCCGUAUUAAGAUGGUAGCAACAGGAAUCUGUCGGACAGAUGACCAUGUAAUGAAGGGAGCUUUAGGAGAUAUAAACUUUCCUGUUAUUCUUGGCCAUGAAGGAGCAGGGAUAAUUGAAAGCAUUGGAGAAGGCAUUUUGGACCUAAAACCUGGUGAUAAAGUGAUUCCCUUGUGUAUUCCACAAUGUGGAAAGUGUAGCUCUUGUCUUAAUCCUAAUACCAACUGUUGUCUGAAAACACAUCUGAGCGAAUCACAGAAUGUAAUGCCUGACAAGACUACUAGGUUUUCAUGCAAGGGGAAGUCAGUAUACCAUUUCUUAUGGACAAGCACCUUUUCUGAGUAUACUGUAGUCCCAGUUGAUGCUGUAGCAAAAAUUAAUGACAACGCACCCAUGGACAAAGCUUGUCUUUUUGGCUGUGGAUUUCCAACAGGAUAUGGUGCUGCAAUCAACACUGCAAAGGUGGAGCCUGGUUCUACUUGUGCUGUGUUUGGUUUGGGUGGAAUUGGACUUUCGGCCAUAAUUGGUUGCAGAUCUGCUGGAGCGACAAGGAUUAUUGGUAUAGAUAUAAAUAGUAGUAAGUUUGAAAAGGCGAAAGCUUUUGGAGCCACAGAAUGCAUCAAUCCUCGUGACUACAAUAAGCCAAUUCAGGAGGUGAUAGUUGAAAUGACAAAUGGUGGAGUUCACUAUUCUUUUGAAUGCAUCGGAACUACAGAUACUAUGAAAGCAGCAUUGGAAUCUUGUCAUAUGGGAUAUGGGACCAGUGUGAUUAUUGGAGAAGCUUCUUCCACAGCACAAAUCUCCUUCAAUCCUCUUUUACUGUUCACUGGACGCACCUGGAAAGGAAGCAUUUUUGGAGGCUGGAAGAGUAAGGAAAGUGUCCCUCGAUUAGUUGAUGAUUACAUGCAGAAUAAAUUUAAUUUGGAUGAGCUUGUGAGCCACACUUUGCCAUUUAAUGACAUCAAUAAAGGAUUUGAACUUCUGCGCUCUGGAAAGAGUAUUCGCACCAUCCUGAUGUUCUGAUUUCCUAGAUUUACUGAAGAACUAGUGAGCAGUAUUAUCUCUGGUGGUUCACUACCGGUUAUGUAUAGUAAACGUAAUUUCAUAACCAUCUAAAACUUAUACAGAUAUGCAUUCUGUUGCUAAAUUAUAGAAAAUACAACUGUUAGAAUUAAUAUUUAGAUAUAAAAACGACUGAAAUCUAAUGUAAAUUACAUUAAAAUGAUGAAUUUGAUCUUCA